GCACGUCACUGGCGCAUGUUAAUCAUUUAUAUUUACUGCUGCGAGACGACAAUCACUAAGAGGAACAAGAGUCAAAGGUCUCAUCCAGACAUCAGUAAAGAAGAAGCCCUCUGUGAAUGUUGGCUGCCUACAAAAAUCAGGACAAGAGCUGCGUACUACCCAGCGUCGGCCAGCAUGGAGGGGAUCGCAGGAAGCAUUCUAUUAUUAUGCCUGAUCAGCCUAACUAAUGCAAAUAGCAGUCCUGAAAUCACCCAACUUGUUUACAAUGUGUGUGAAGACACCCCUAAAGAUCAACCAGCAUUUACUAUAGCUGCAUCAGAUCCAGAUGGUGACCCACUGACUUACACACUCAGUGGGAUCGACGCUUCAAACUUCAGAGUUGAAGCAUCUACAGGGGUUGUAUAUGUUGCAAGGGAUCUUGAUAGAGAGACUUCGGUGUUAUUGUCACUUGUAGCUACUGUUUCUGAUGGCGUGAAUCAGAGAAAUGGAGACUUAAGCAUAAUAUUAGGUGAUGACAACGACAACCCACCCAUCUUUGAGAGGCCUUCUUAUGACACAAGUGUUCCAGAAAAUAUUCCUGUAGGCACAACUUUGUUUCAAGCAUCAGCCUCUGAUGCUGAUACAGGAACUGCUGGCAUUGUUACAUACGCCAUUGAUGAAGUAAUCCCAAACGACGGAUUUAGUCUGUUCAGCAUCGUAAGAGAAACUGGUGUAGUCACACUGAGCAAGCCUCUGAAUUAUACCUCACUGAGUACUUACUAUCGACUGAAGAUUAAUGCCAGUGAUGGUGGAGGCAGGUGUCAUUAUACUGAUACAGUAUACCAGUCAAGGGUUGUUUAUUCCUUCGUUACUGUUGAGGAUGUCCCAGAUCUUGACCCUGAGUUCAUCGGCAUUCCCUACGUUGGAAGUGUUCGUGAGAAUUCACCUGUGGACACAUUUGUACUUAAAGUGACUGCUGUGGACCAAGACAGAGGAGUCAAUGAUGCAAUCGUCUAUAGCAUUGAAGAGUCCUCAGAAGCUGGCCUGUUUAAAAUCUCAAGCAGUGAUGGUGUCAUAUCUGUACAGUCAGGAAUCGACAGAGAAGUUAUUGGUGACACUGUAACUCUGACUGUGAAGGGCACUGAGUCUAAAGAAAACAUCCACGGGGUCCGUGCCAGCGUCACAACAACUGUGCAGAUCAACAUCCUUGAUGACAAUGACAAUGGGCCAAUGUUUUACAAGUGUGGAGACUCAGGGGAAGACUGUGUAACAGCAACUGAAUUCACUGGUGAGAUCUUGGAGCACUCACUGGGAUCUAUUAAUAUUGGCAUGACUGUCAAAGAUCUUGACAAGAUUUCAAACACUCAGCUAAUCCUGGAGGGAGAGGACAAAGCCGUGUUUUCUGUGGAACCUCAAUUUACCACCAUAGACAGCAUCGUUCAGAUCAUGAUCAGGCAACCCGAAAAUCUGGAUUUUGAAAAAAAACAGCAAAUGAUUUUACAGGUGACUGCUGUAGAUCAAGAUGAUCCCACUUUCAGCUCCACUGCUCAAGUCACUAUAAACAUCAAGGAUGGCAAUGACAACAGUCCAACCUUCGAACAGGACACAUACAAGUUAAAUGUGCCAGAGCAUUCACCCAUUGGGACAGAAUUGGACACAAUUACAGCAGAUGAUCCAGACACAAUGGAUAAAGGCAACCUGACAUACAAACUUUUUCCCGACAGCAUAUUACCCUACUUUGACGUGGAGUCACGCACUGGCAGAGUUUAUGUGAAAAGCCAAGAGCUCCUGGAUCGUGAGCUCAGAUCUCUGUAUACAGCAACUCUACAGGCCAGAGACUCAGAUGGGAAGCCUGGCUCUACAGUACUGGAGAUCACACUGACUGACAUCAACGACCAGCCUCCAGUCAUGAACAGAGAUUCUUACGUGGCUUUUAUUAGAGAGGGCCAAGAGCUUGAAGUCAUAAUAGAGGCUACUGAUGGAGAUGAGCCCAAUACUCCAAACAGCCAAAUUGUGUAUGAUAUCGUGUCAAGCACAUACAGUAAGAACUUCACUAUAGACCGUGACACCGGUGUUUUGACAAACAGCAUUGAACUGGAUCGUGAGGCCGUGGAUCCAGAGCUGGGAGGGGAGAUUAACCUUGUAGUGACUGCUACAGACCAGGGUGAACCCCAAAGAUCCACCAGUGUCACGGUUACCAUCAAUGUACAGGACAUCAAUGAUAACACGCCAAAAUUUUUUGCCCCAUCUUACAAAUUCUCUGUUAAAGAAGGAGAAAAAGGUGCAUUUGUUGGCUCUGUUGAAGCUCAGGAUUUGGACCAAACAGCAGAGUUUAAUCGCAUCUCUUUCAGCAUUGUCGAUGGGAGCUUUGGGAACUUCAUCAUUCGAACCUCCGCUGCCACAACAGGUUUCAUAGGAAACAUCACUGUGGACCCAGACAUUGAGCUAGACUAUGAGAAAGGCCCCACAAAGUUUAGUAUGAAGGUAGAUGCAGCAGAUCUGGAGCAGAAGAAAGCUACAGUGACGGUGGAUGUAGAUGUGCUUGACGUAAAUGACGAGAGACCCGAGUUCAAGCCAAUAGCAUCUAUGACAGUGAAGGAGAACACCACAGUAGUGGAAGCUGUUGGGAUUUUUAAAGCGGAAGAUAAAGACGGGGACCAUUCUCUGGUCUUUGAGCUGGAAUCCGUCAAAUGCAGAUGCAACAACAGCCUGGAUUUCUGCGACUGGUUUGUCCUGGAUCCAAACGGAGAGGUCAGGGUCAACCCUAAGGUCACGGUGGAUUAUGAAAAAUGCCACCAGGCGAUUGUAGAGGCUCAGGUGGUGGACAUUUACACAGAGAAGGGAUACAACAACAGUGCCACGACAGGCCUAAUGGUGAUCAACAUUGAAGACAUCAAUGACAAUGCUCCAGAAUUCAUUUUCUCAGACAGUCAGGUGUUUGUUGUGGUGUCAGAAAGUGCAAGCAAAGGGACAUCAGUUGCGGGGGUUACCGCUACAGAUCGUGACAGUGGCAUAAACAGUCAGAUUGAGUUUAAAGUGACAGACGUCAAAUUCCAAAACACCAACAAUCAAAUAAGUAACAAGGGGGCACUUUUUGAGGCUGUCACCACACAGCAAAAUGACCGCUAUGUUGGGAUUAUUCAAUCUACACAGACACUUGAUUUGACACUGAAGGGGAAGUAUUUGGUAACAGUCUCUGCGACUGAUCCCGGCGGCCUGUCCUCUAGCACCGUGCUGGAUAUUUUCACAGUCGAUGAAUCCUACAAAGUCGAACUCAGGUUUGCAAAUAAUCAGAUUGAGGUUGAAAAAAAGCUCACUGAGAUCAGGAGAGCACUCAUGACUGCCACUAAGGCUGCCGUUGAAAUUGUUGCUCUUAGGCCUUACAGUGAGCCAUCCAGGGCUACAGACAAAACCAUUGUGGUAGCUUAUUUUGUCUACGCCAAUGGAACAGCCCUUACCUCUGUUCAAGUGGAAAUAAUGCUCUCUGAUCCGGAACACUUUCCGAAGCUGAUAGAGCUUGGGCUAGAUAACAUUGGGACUGCUCCUGAGGAAGAAAAAACAGUGGACACAGUAAAAUAUGUCCUGCUGGGGAUUGUGGCAGGCCUAGUCAUUGUGCUUCUUGUCCUCACCACUUCACUGCUGUGCACUCGCAGAAACUACAGAAGGAAGCUUAAGGCCGCUAAAGCUGCAGAAUCUGCAUCCAGUAUGAAUUAUGACAACCAGAAAAACGGUCUUAUGCUACCUGGAACCAACAAGUACACCAUGGAAGGUGCUAAUCCCGUGCUCAACCUCAACAUCGAUACAGCCAUUGAGUUAGAAGAGAGCAGCUCUGAUGAUGACAAACACAGCCAUCUAAGCUUCAAGUCCGACGACUCGAGAUCUGAAACACUAAACUUUGGACAUCAGAAAGAGGAUGAGGACAGCGAGCCACCAAUGUACGUUGAGCCUUUGGAUGCAGCACUGGCCCAGCAAAAGAAAAGCACUGACAACCCCCUCAUGGGGUACAGCAACCCUGUAUUUGACACCACAGAUUUGUAAUGUAAAUAAUGAAGGCCAGAUGCCUCAGCUAGACAAAUGUAGCUUCUUUGUAAUCAGGCUUACCAAAUCAAACAUAUUCUAUAGUUCUUGAUGAAGACUUCAUCUUCAAAUAGCCUUCUCUGUAUUACAGAUUUAACUUUGAAGCCUAAACACCCUUUACAAGCAUAAAACUGAACCAAAAGGGGGAUCCUAUUUUGUGAAAAAGAUCUAAUUGAAUAAAAGUGUAAUGAUUUCAAAGACCUUAUCCUUAUCCAGUCAGAGAGCUGAAGUAUGUGAAUUGCUUGUUUGCUGUAGCCUCAUAGUUUGUACAUAGGUAUGAAAGUGAAAUCAAUAUCGAUGGCCUAAAAAUAUCAAACUCUUCCUUUAUCUUUCUGUAGAGACGGUUUCAAUCCAUGCAGUAUAAAAAAAUGAAUAGCAGCAGUGGUUAAACACACAAACCUCUUGCUUGAUGCACAUGUGAAUCACUUUAUUUUUGUUAAUAUAAUAAGCAGUAGUUUAAAAAGGGUUUGAAUUGCUUUUGAAAGAAACUAUUUCUUAAAGUUAUACCAACACAGAAAUCAAGAAAAACAGAUAAAUUUCAAAAAAGGUUUCAAAAUGUCAGUGUAUGAAUGAAAUCCUUAUUUAUAACUGUGUGUCUGCCAAAAUCUCUCUCUCUCUUUUCCCUGUUUCAUUUGUCAGUGUUUGCUAUGACAUUCUUGAUGAAGAGAAAAAAAAACUCAUGCAGAGUGACUUCCAACAAGCAGCAGAUUGAAAAGAUUAUUCACUGUUUACUGACACCUAAAUGAAUGUAACACAAGUGCAAUCCAUGAAUAAAUUCUGAUCCUUUGAA
This is a messenger RNA of Oreochromis aureus, 4846 nucleotides long. It is a transcript of the gene cdhr2, whose product is annotated as cadherin related family member 2. Gene Ontology annotation, molecular function: cadherin binding; calcium ion binding. The transcript is spliced from 31 exons. Lineage: Eukaryota; Metazoa; Chordata; Actinopteri; Cichliformes; Cichlidae. Gene Ontology annotation, biological process: adherens junction organization; multicellular organism development; cell morphogenesis. Gene Ontology annotation, cellular component: catenin complex; plasma membrane; adherens junction. The record is from RefSeq and is a predicted model, not a curated record. Bases 16 to 4017 code for a protein of 1333 amino acids.